UCUUAAAUUAGCGGCUCAAUUUUCCCCACACAUGCUCAGUUUUCUGGGUACUUCCGUACCUCCUCAACUCCUCCUCCAUCAUCUUCAUUUUACAUCCUUCAAAAAGCAAAGACAUGAACAAACCAACACAAUCUCUUCUCCUUUAAUAAUUUAACCCAAAAAAAAAAAAAAACAAUCCCAAAACCAAAAAGUAAAUUAAAAAGAAAAAAAGGAAAAAGAAAAAAAAAAUGGCGACCACACUUUUCUAUCUCCUCCCACCUUCUCUCACUAUCACUGCCUCCGCCGACCGCUCUCAGUCGCCGUCGAUUAGCUGCUCUUCUUUCAUCAAUGGAGGUGUCGGAGGCGGUGGUGGUGGCAGCAGUAGCCUCAGUUUCCGGUCGAAUUGCAAUUUUAUCGCUCUUUCGUCUCCGGCUUAUCGGAAUAAUGCUCAAUUUAGUAAGAGGAAACGGAGGUUUAUAGUAAGAGCUGCUUCGUCAGAUUAUUAUGCGACUCUCGGAGUUUCUAGGUCUGCUUCUAUUAAGGAAAUUAAAGCGGCUUAUCGGAAAUUAGCUCGGCAGUAUCAUCCGGAUGUUAACAAGGCACCAGGAGCAACAGAUAAGUUCAAGGAGAUUAGUUCUGCUUAUGAGGUGUUAUCAGAUGACAAAAAGAGGGCUUUGUAUGAUCAGUAUGGUGAAGAUGGACUGAAAAGUGCAGUGGGAGGAGGAGCUGGUGCUUAUACGACCAAUCCGUUUGAUCUUUUUGAGACUUUCUUUGGAUCAAGUAUGGGUGGCUUCCCUGGAAUGGAUUCUGCAUUUGGAGCACGUCGUCAGGCCACCGUCACAAAAGGUGAAGAUAUACGCUACGACAUGACUUUAGGAUUUUCUGAGGCUAUAUUUGGGGUGGAGAAAGAGUUUGAGCUUUCACAUUUGGAAACAUGUGAGGCUUGUGCUGGCAGUGGAGCAAAAGCUGGCUCUAAGAUGAGAAUAUGCUCAACUUGUGGAGGGAGGGGUCAAGUGAUGCGAACUGAGCAGACACCUUUUGGUUUGUUCUCACAGGUCUCUGUAUGUCCAAAGUGUGGUGGCAAUGGUGAAGUUAUCGCUGAAUAUUGUCGCAAAUGUGCUGGUGAGGGACGAGUUCGCGUUAAAAAGGACAUCAAAAUCAAAGUUCCUCCUGGGGUCAGCAGUGGUAGUGUUCUUCGGGUUGCUGGGGAGGGUGAUGCUGCGCCAAAGGGAGGCCCUCCAGGAGAUCUUUUUGUUUACCUUGAUAUUGAAGAGAUACCAGAUAUUCAAAGAGAUGGUAUAAAUCUUCGUUCAACAAUUUCAAUCAGUUACGUAGAUGCCAUAUUGGGGACUGUUGUGAAGGUAAAGACGGUCGAAGGGACCAUUGAUUUGGAGGUUCCACCAGGUACUCAACCAGGAGACAUCCUCGUUCUUGCAAAGAAGGGUGUACCGAAACUGAACAAACCCUCCAUACGUGGCGAUCACUUAUUUACUGUAAAAGUUACUAUACCAAAGCGCAUUAGUGUUCGAGAACGUGAAUUGCUUGACGACCUUGCUGUGCUGAGUACCACAAAAAGUAGCCGUUCACGUCCUCGUCCGCAACCUCGACCAGCUGUUGAAGCGACGGAGACUCAGGCAAGUACAGAUACGGAGGAAAGCAAGGAAUCAGAAGAUCAGAAUGAUCCCUUGAAGAAAUUAAAAGAUUUUGCUGGGUCUGUGGCAAACGGUGCUCUAAAAUGGUUGAGGGAUAACUUAUAGUUGCGAUCUCAGCUUCGAUUUAGAAUUCUUCUGUUGUUGAGUAUGUAUUUUGAAAUGCAUUUGAAGAUAGCAGCUGAGAAAAUAAACCAGAAUUGGUUUGACCAGAGAAGGCUGCACUUGAGGCAAUUUUUUGAUUCUUUUGCCCAGUUUGUAAAUGGCUAGAUACCUAAUUGUGCCUUUUCUUUUUUUUACCAAACUGUAAAUCUGUAAUGCAAUGCGCAAAUGUAGAAUAAUUGUAGACCUUUUUAAACAGAUGACAUGAUUCAGGGAAGUACACAUUGGCUGAUAGAUUGGUGUGUGUACGCUUCUGUUGAAAGUCAAAAAAAAAAUUACAUGAAGAGACUAGUUUUUCCUAGAACCAUUAAAAGAAAGGCAUGUUCGGCAUCAUUGUCUAUUUUGAGAUUUCUGAAGUUGUAUUGUUAUACACAUAGUAAGUUGUAUAAUGAUCUUAAUAUUAGCUAUACAUAUUCUAGUCAUAUUAUUUUUGAAAAAUGAGACAAAAAAUUACUCCCUC
Molecule: messenger RNA, 2250 nt
Organism: Spinacia oleracea (spinach)
Lineage: Eukaryota; Viridiplantae; Streptophyta; Magnoliopsida; Caryophyllales; Amaranthaceae
Exons: 11
Coding region: 228-1736 (502 amino acids)
Biological process (GO): protein refolding; response to heat
Cellular component (GO): cytoplasm; chloroplast thylakoid membrane
Molecular function (GO): heat shock protein binding; ATP binding
Source: RefSeq, a predicted model, not a curated record